Messenger RNA from Cyphellophora europaea CBS 101466, 348 nucleotides. RefSeq lists its product as uncharacterized. The record is from RefSeq and is a predicted model, not a curated record. The coding region runs from base 1 to 348 and encodes 115 amino acids. The transcript has a single exon. NCBI's taxonomy places the organism in Eukaryota, Fungi, Ascomycota, Eurotiomycetes, Chaetothyriales, Cyphellophoraceae.
AUGUCUACCCUCAUCGCCUACCUCCCACCCCUCUUCACCGCUAUGCCCGUCCUAACCACCCUCCUCGGCUUCACUGGUUUCGGUGGUGGUCUCUACACAUUCACUUCGCCCGCUGCGAGGCCAAUCCUCUUCGGAAUCAUCCCGCCCACUUCCAUGCUCCCAUCCAAAGAAGACCAAGCCCAGUCACCAACCCCAUCCCAAGCCUCCCUCAUCGCAUACAUUCGCGUCCACGGGAUCCGCAAUUUCUCGAACGGGCUAGGCUUAGCGGGCCUGUCUAUCUACUCCCUCCUCGGCGCAGGGUCACCCGCCGAAGCGGCAAUCGUCAGGAAGUGCCUUGGUGUGAUGUAG